Glycine soja is the source of this 1147-nucleotide messenger RNA. RefSeq lists its product as uncharacterized. Gene Ontology annotation, cellular component: Shu complex. The transcript has 7 exons. Gene Ontology annotation, molecular function: single-stranded DNA binding. Bases 117 to 887 code for a protein of 256 amino acids. The record is from RefSeq and is a predicted model, not a curated record. NCBI's taxonomy places the organism in Eukaryota, Viridiplantae, Streptophyta, Magnoliopsida, Fabales, Fabaceae. Gene Ontology annotation, biological process: double-strand break repair via homologous recombination.
UCAUUGAUUCGUUGUUCGUGAGUCUGGCCCGCUAAAACCAAAAGGAACACCGGGUUAACCAUUCUUGAUGUAGAAAAGUGAACGGCAGCUGGGAAGCUAAACGACGGCGUGGAGUGAUGAUAUUGGAGGAGAUGUUCUUCUGCAGCAGCAGUAGCAGUAGCCAGCAGCUUCAACCAUUUGAAAAUCCUUCUUCCAAUCUACUCCUUCUCUCUGGCCCUCCUUCUUCUGGGAAGACUUCUCUUCUUUUCCAAUUUGCAUUCAAUGUAGCACUGCACUCCGACUCAAAUAACAAAGUCAUCUUCAUUUGCAACCGCCAUAGGUUGGAUUCCAAACCCCCUUUUCUUUCUCAGGGUAUUGACCCCUCUUCUCAUGUAUUCCACCGUAUACAGAUGAAGUACGUGAAUGAUGAUGAAGACAUUCGCAAGUACUUUGCUGCUUUCCACCUGUAUGAUACAUUGCCUGCAGCUGUUCUUAUUGAUGAUUUCGGAGAUUUCUUUGACAACAAGAUCUGCCAACAACGAUAUUCUAAUCCCCGCGGACGAGACAUGGCCAUGGUCAAGACGCUAGCCUUAUGCCACAAUGCAAUUACUUUUGCAAAUCAAAAAGGAUCUUGCAAGGUUCUCUUGUCAGAUACUCAUACCCACCAGAGAGACUCCCCAAGGUUUCACUUCAUCUAUAAGAAAUGGAUACAAACAACUUUUACUAUUAAAGUAUCCGGUGUUGCAGAGGGGGAUGUAUCUGGAUCAUUUAUUCUCAAAGAUAGGAGCCAUUCACCAACUGAUCACACAGCUACGAUUAAAGCAGCAGCAAAGUACUCCAUAGCUCUUCAAUAUCUGGUUUUUCAUGGACUUGUCGAAGAAGAUCAAUUACAAUAUAUCCAGAACUGAUUGAUACAUGUAACUGUGACAUAUAUUCUCUUGUUCCAUUUAACAAUAGACUGAACUCCGAUGCCCAGCACUAGUGUCAAAUCUUGGGUUAUGUGACAUCGGUUAAUUAUCAAGUGUAGAACAACCUGACCAGGUAUCCCUGCUGCUGAGUGUAUGUGUAUCUACUACUUGUAUACUUUUAACAAAAAAUAUUUGUGGAUACUCAAAUUUAUUUGAUAUCUAGCAAGAUAAAUGAGAAUAAUAGAUGAUAUGAUGUGAUA